Leptosia nina is the source of this 552-nucleotide messenger RNA. The record is from the annotation of a GenBank genome assembly. NCBI's taxonomy places the organism in Eukaryota, Metazoa, Arthropoda, Insecta, Lepidoptera, Pieridae.
AUGGCAUUAUGCCCGCACAUCCAGCCGGUAGAUUCCCAAUUAGAUUUGAGGUUGUGGCGUACAAAGUUGCUUAAGCGACAAAAUCGAGUGCAGCCAGAGGAGAGAGAAGUCCGCAGGCAGAGAUCGGAACCACUACUUUCUCCUGCAGCCCACUCCUUGCCAACUUUGCAGAAACACGAAUCAUAUCCCCAAUAUACAACAACCAAGAGUCGGCGUGCUAAGAUUGAGAAGACCGUCGGCCCUUUGCUUAUACGGACCGUACUUGACCGUCAACCGUCGACCUCGGCGUCGUCACCAGCUACCACCACGUCAACGGAGACAGCUCCCGUAGACACCGCGCCCCAAACAACGCGCGCAAGCCACACCCCUGCCUUUCGUUUUGGUCCUCCACUCAGCUGCAACUUCUGUUGGAACACCGUUGACGAAUGCGGCCGCAUCCUUCGCCGCAAAACGCAAUACCACUGUCCAGAAUGUCGAACAAACUUAUGCAUCGUCCCUUGCUUCCACGAAUACCACGAUGGAACCAAUACCGAAGCUGCGAACGUCAGAUGA